AUGCACAUAACGUCGGGUUUGUCGCCGGCGUCCGGCGAGAUGCUGGACGCCUCCGUUAAUCUUUACGGUGAUUCAGGAGAGCAAUGCGGGUUCUUUGCUAUGGACCACGCGGUCCCAGAAUCUUCACAUACUGUCGAAAUCGAAUAUGUGUACGAGCAGCCUGAAGCUUAUGCGUAUUGUAAUGAUGAACCGACCGAAUUACAAGUGGAGCAUCCAACAACAGAUGUGCCUCCGCAGUCUAAGAAGAGUCAAGUGAAACAACAGACAAAGAUUGCAGAAGAAGAGCCGGAAACUGAUUUGACGAAUCUAACGUGGUUACAGAACAUCACUAAUAUCAUGGCAGUACCACAGUUCCCUAUACCGCCGAUGUCGCCGAACCCUCAAGUGAAACCGCAACCUCAGAACACGAGGCUACAGAAGUUUAAUCAGACAUUAGCAAAGUGCCAGAAAGAUUUUAUGGAGAACAAAGCAGAAUAUCAAAAGAACAGUGAGAAGAAACCACCUUAUUCGUACAGUACUCUGAUAUGCAUGGCGAUGAGGUACAAUAAUGACAAGGUGACCUUAUCGGCUAUUUAUUCUUGGAUCAGAGAGAAUUUCAAGUAUUACAGGAACGCUGACCCCACAUGGCAGAACUCCAUAAGGCACAACUUAUCUCUAAACAAAGUGUUCGUCAAAGUGGCGCGCUCAAAACAAGAGCCAGGCAAAGGAGGCUUCUGGAAACUCGACCUCGCUCAUUUAGAAGGAACUAAGCGAAUUUCCAAUAGACCCCAUAAAAAGAAGAAGAACAAUGAACAAAAACUAGAUCCAAAAAUUGCUGAAGAGAAAAUUGCAGUCGCCAACAUACCUCAAGUGGAAAGUGUAGAUAUUAUAGCUAAUGAAAUCAACCAAGCUGUAACGUUACAUUUGCCGGAAUUCAAUCUUCCAACAUUGCCAGACAUUGACAUGGAGGCCAACAUUGGCGCAAAUGUUAUUGUCGAACCGGUCGCUCCUCCACCACUGAUACCAGAGGAUGAUCUAUCUUCCUGGCUGUUAAAUCCAACUGACUGGGAGGACCUGCAGUUGGAUGUUCUCGACAACUAUUUAGACUCAUGUUUCAAGUAAGUCUCUGUCAAAUAAGGAGUUUAAAACGGGUCGUU
Molecule: messenger RNA, 1136 nt
Organism: Nymphalis io (European peacock)
Lineage: Eukaryota; Metazoa; Arthropoda; Insecta; Lepidoptera; Nymphalidae
Product: forkhead box protein J1-like
Exons: 2
Coding region: 1-1101 (366 amino acids)
Biological process (GO): regulation of transcription by RNA polymerase II
Molecular function (GO): RNA polymerase II cis-regulatory region sequence-specific DNA binding; DNA-binding transcription factor activity, RNA polymerase II-specific
Source: RefSeq, a predicted model, not a curated record